UAACAACAGUUUGCAGUUUGCAUUUUUAGUACAUUGAAUCGCGUUAUACAAAGUUCAUUCGAAAUGUCAAGCCGCGGUAGCAAAGGAGGAAAAGCCAAGAGUGCGACUAAGUCCCGUUCGAGUCGUGCCGGAUUGCAGUUUCCCGUGGGUCGAAUCCAUCGUCUGCUGAGGAAAGGCAACUAUGCCGAACGUGUAGGGGCCGGUGCUCCCGUUUAUCUGGCCGCAGUGUUGGAAUAUCUGGCCGCUGAAGUUCUCGAGCUGGCGGGAAAUGCCGCCCGUGACAACAAGAAAACCAGAAUCAUUCCAAGGCACUUGCAGUUGGCCAUUCGGAACGACGAGGAGUUGAAUAAGCUGCUUGCUGGAGUGACCAUCGCUCAGGGUGGGGUUUUGCCGAAUAUCCAGGCGGUGUUGCUUCCCAAGAAGACCGAGAAGAAGGCCUAAAUCAUUUGCAUCAUCAUCAUGACCGAUCGAACAAAACAAAAAACCGUCCUUUUCAGGGCGAC
Armigeres subalbatus is the source of this 503-nucleotide messenger RNA. Its product is annotated as histone H2A-like. Gene Ontology annotation, biological process: heterochromatin formation. Gene Ontology annotation, cellular component: chromatin; nucleosome. The transcript has a single exon. Gene Ontology annotation, molecular function: protein heterodimerization activity; DNA binding; structural constituent of chromatin. Bases 64 to 441 code for a protein of 125 amino acids. NCBI's taxonomy places the organism in Eukaryota, Metazoa, Arthropoda, Insecta, Diptera, Culicidae. The record is from RefSeq and is a predicted model, not a curated record.